Ochotona princeps (American pika) is the source of this 3150-nucleotide messenger RNA. It is a transcript of the gene RBM5, whose product is annotated as RNA binding motif protein 5. Gene Ontology annotation, biological process: mRNA splicing, via spliceosome. The transcript is spliced from 25 exons. Bases 203 to 2650 code for a protein of 815 amino acids. The record is from RefSeq and is a predicted model, not a curated record. NCBI's taxonomy places the organism in Eukaryota, Metazoa, Chordata, Mammalia, Lagomorpha, Ochotonidae. Gene Ontology annotation, cellular component: nucleus. Gene Ontology annotation, molecular function: RNA binding.
CCGCAGAGGCGGGUGGCGGGGAGGGGCCUAAAGCAAGGAACUGUGGGUAGGAGACGGUCGUCGGUGAAGACGCCAUUUUGUGGAGCGGGCGAAUCCUGUCUGGAGGUUUUGGGACGCAGCGCAGCUACUGCUGCUGCUUCGGUCCCUCCUGGAGAAGUAAGACAAAGCUUUUGGAGGCGUGUGCUAGAUCGGCAGUAAAACAAUGGGUUCAGACAAACGCGUGAGUAGAACAGAGCGAAGUGGAAGAUAUGGUUCCAUCAUAGACAGAGAUGACCGUGAUGAGCGUGAAUCCAGGAGCAGGCGGAGGGACUCAGAUUAUAAAAGAUCUAGUGAUGAUCGAAGAGGUGAUAGAUACGAUGACUACCGAGACUAUGAUAGCCCAGAGAGGGAACGUGAAAGAAGGAACAGUGACCGAUCUGAAGAUGGUUACCAUUCAGAUGGUGACUAUGGUGAGCAUGACUAUAGACAUGACAUCAGUGACGAGAGAGAGAGUAAGACCAUCAUACUCCGCGGCCUUCCCAUCACCAUCACAGAGAGCGAUAUUCGAGAAACGAUGCAGUCCUUUGAAGGCCCUCAGCCUGCAGACGUGAGGCUGAUGAAAAGAAAGACAGGUGUAAGCCGUGGUUUCGCCUUCGUGGAGUUUUAUCACUUGCAAGAUGCUACCAGCUGGAUGGAAGCCAAUCAGAAAAAGUUGGUGAUUCAGGGAAAGCACAUUACAAUGCAUUAUAGUAAUCUGAGACCAAAGUUUGAAGAUUGGCUUUGUAAUAAGUGCUGGCUUAACAAUUUCAGGAAAAGACUAAAAUGUUUCCGAUGUGGAGCAGACAAGUUUGACUCCGAGCAAGAAGUGCCUCCAGGAACCACAGAAUCGGUUCAGUCUGUGGAUUACUACUGUGACACAAUCAUUCUUCGGAACAUAGCCCCGCACACUGUGGUGGAUUCCAUCAUGACAGCACUGUCUCCUUAUGCAUCCUUAGCAGUCAACAACAUUCGCCUCAUAAAAGACAAACAGACCCAGCAGAACAGAGGCUUUGCGUUUGUACAGCUGUCAUCUGCAAUGGAUGCUUCUCAACUGCUUCAGAUAUUACAGAGUCUCCAUCCUCCUUUGAAAAUUGAUGGAAAAACCAUUGGGGUUGAUUUUGCAAAAAGUGCCAGAAAAGACUUGGUCCUCCCAGAUGGUAACCGGGUCAGCGCCUUCUCUGUGGCUAGUACAGCCAUCGCUGCUGCUCAGUGGUCAUCCACCCAGUCUCAAAGUGGUGAAGGAGGCAAUGUCGACUACAAUUAUCUGCAGCCAGGCCAAGAUGGUUAUGCCCAGUACACUCAGUACUCACAGGAUUACCAACAGUUUUACCAGCAACAACCUGGAGGAUUGGAAUCUGAAGCGUCAUCUGCAUCAGGUACAGCAGUGACUACCACUUCAGCAGCUGUAGUAUCCCAGAGUCCCCAGCUGUAUAAUCAAACCUCCAAUCCACCUGGCUCUCCGACUGAGGAAGCACAGCCUAGCACUAGCACAAGUACACAGGCCCCAGCCGCUUCCCCCACUGGUGUAGUUCCUGGUACCAAAUAUGCUGUACCUGACACAUCCACAUACCAGUAUGAUGAAUCUUCAGGAUAUUAUUAUGAUCCAACAACAGGCCUCUACUAUGACCCAAACUCGCAAUACUACUAUAAUUCCUUAACCCAGCAGUACCUUUACUGGGAUGGAGAGAAGGAGACCUACAUGCCAGCAGCAGAGUCUAGCUCCCACCAGCAGACUGGACUGCCUCCUGCCAAAGAGGGAAAAGAGAAAAAGGAGAAACCCAAGAGCAAAACAGCUCAGCAGAUCGCCAAAGAUAUGGAACGCUGGGCAAAGAGUUUAAACAAGCAGAAAGAAAAUUUUAAGAAUAGCUUUCAACCUGUGAAUUCCUUGAGAGAAGAGGAAAGGAGAGAAUCUGCUGCAGCGGAUGCUGGCUUUGCUCUCUUUGAGAAGAAGGGGGCCUUAGCUGAAAGACAGCAGCUCAUCCCAGAAUUGGUGCGAAAUGGAGAUGAGGAGAAUCCCCUCAAGAGGGGUCUGGUUGCUGCUUACAGUGGUGACAGUGACAACGAGGAAGAGCUGGUGGAGAGACUUGAGAGUGAAGAAGAGAAAUUAGCUGACUGGAAGAAGAUGGCUUGCCUGCUGUGCCGGCGUCAGUUCCCAAACAAAGAUGCCCUGGUCAGGCAUCAGCAGCUUUCAGACCUCCACAAGCAAAACAUGGAUAUCUACCGACGAUCCAGGUUGAGUGAACAGGAGCUGGAAGCCUUGGAAUUGAGAGAAAGAGAGAUGAAAUACCGAGAUCGAGCUGCAGAAAGACGGGAGAAGUACGGCAUUCCAGAACCUCCAGAGCCCAAGCGCAAAAAACAGUUUGAUGCUACCACUGUGAAUUACGAGCAGCCCACCAAAGAUGGCAUUGACCACAGUAACAUUGGCAACAAAAUGCUGCAGGCCAUGGGCUGGCGGGAAGGCUCUGGUUUGGGAAGAAAGUGUCAAGGCAUCACCGCUCCCAUUGAGGCUCAAGUCCGGCUGAAAGGAGCUGGCCUCGGAGCCAAAGGCAGCGCAUAUGGCUUGUCAGGUGCUGAUUCAUACAAGGAUGCUGUCCGGAAAGCCAUGUUUGCUCGAUUCACAGAGAUGGAGUAGGACAAGGGGAGCCAUGGAAGGCGCUCCAGGAGCACAAGGAAUGUCUGUCUCUGAACUUCACUUUGCCCUCCCCUCUUGCAGGGCAUGCUUUGUGCUGUUAAUAGAUUUUAGGGUGAACCGCUUCAUUCUGCAGGGUUCCCCCCCCCCACGUUAAAGGAGUUCCCCUAUGUGCAUUAUCUGGUAAAUGGCCUUCCUUCCCGCCAGAGGGCCUGUGAACAGCCCAGAGGGCACCAUGGGUUUUUGUACUUCUAUGUACAUAAUGUAAUGUAGUGUUUUCCAUGUGUAGCCUCUACUGUGGUCCAGCAACCCCUCAUGUUCCUGGGGUUGAGAUGCCCUCGGUGGUAGGUAACACUCAAACCAUCUCUGUCCUUUAUUGUGAUGUCUUUCUUUGGCAAAAGCCUUGUGUAUAUUUGUAUAUUAUACAUUUGUACAGAAUUUUGGAAGAUUUUCAGUCUAGUUGCCAAAUAUGGCUUCUUUACAAAAGAAAUCCUUGAAAAAUG